This is a messenger RNA of Brassica oleracea var. oleracea, 2565 nucleotides long. RefSeq lists its product as uncharacterized. The coding region runs from base 309 to 2150 and encodes 613 amino acids. The transcript has 3 exons. NCBI's taxonomy places the organism in Eukaryota, Viridiplantae, Streptophyta, Magnoliopsida, Brassicales, Brassicaceae. The record is from RefSeq and is a predicted model, not a curated record.
AGAUAUAUAAUCGGAAGACAAAAUUAAUCAGAACCGCCUCUUUGCCCUAAAGUCAAGAAAGAAAAAAAAGAAAACUCUCUCUCUCUCUCUCUGCGUUUCUGGCGGAGGAAGACAAACCAAAACCCUCAAAGAGCAAAAAAAAAAAGAAAAGAAAAACAGCGGGUUUGUGCUGCAAGUGAUUGAUCGGAGAAAAACAAAGCUUCAAAAAACCUAAGAGAAGAAAACGUGGGAGAGUUGAUCCGCCGAUCUCGUUUUUUUUCUCGUGGUAGAUUAGAUAAACACCCCCGAUCAGUUUGGUUGGGUGUGUGAUGGGGAGUAGUGAUGAGCGAAACAGUAAGGCGAUUGAUGCCUCCGUUGGAGGUUUGGUUUGGGUCCGACGCCGUAACGGGUCUUGGUGGCCGGGUCGGAUCAUGGCUCAUCACGAGGUUCCUGAUGAUACCAUCGUUUCUCCCAAAUCAGGCACACCUAUUAAGCUUCUAGGUCGUGAAGAUGCUGGCGUGGAUUGGUAUAAUCUUGAAAAGUCCAAGAGGGUGAAGGCGUUUCGUUGUGGGGAGUAUGAUGCCUGUAUUGAGACUGCUAAGGCUACUGCCACUGGUGCUAGUAAGAAGCCUGUCAAGUAUGCUCGACGGGAAGACGCCAUUGUCCAUGCUCUCGAGAUCGAGAAUGCCCUCCUUGUUGGAAAAGAUGAGAAGGCAAGCACGUCUUCUGACUCGACUGAAGGUGCGUUGCAGUCUAGUGUGUCUUGCGAAAAGACUAGUAAUGGCGAAUCUUCAAAGGUGCUGCCUUUGUCAGGAAAGAGGAGUAAAACAACACCUAGUGACUCCGAAGAUGAUGGGAGUGCAGGAAACAAACGAAUGAGAGGCCUUGAGGAUCUUGGAGUUAGUAUAGGAUCAAACGGAGAGGCUAAUAAGCAGGAAAAUGAUGAAGAAGACAUCAGUGAUUCUAUGCCGAAUGGGGUUCUUGCAAAUGGUACUAGCAGGGGUAGCUCUCCGUCAAUGAAAGGUAUAAAAAGGUCACCAGUUGUCAAUGCUAAUGAGAACUCUAAAAAGAAAAACCAACGACCGCGGCCACCGGCAAAAGUGUUAGAGAGUACUGCUACGGCUUCUGUUCCUGUCUCUGAAAACAAAGUUUCUGCUGUAAUCAACAAUAAUAACUCUGACAGCAAUGGGGUUUCGUGUGAGAAUGAUGAUGUUACAUUAAAUGCUUCCCAAGUGAUGAUGCAUAACAAGGCAAAAGAGACUGAAAUCUCCAGCAUAUCAGUUUCGGCAAAGGAUGAAGUAUUUGAUGUUCCCCUACUUGGAGAAGAAAAACACUCUGCAGGUACUUCAGAGGCAGCUUUCACAUUUUCACACACGAAAGCUCUGGCUCUUGUUUCUGAACCAACGAGGCAAUGUGAUGAUGUGGUGAAAACGGAAGGAUGUAAUGGAUUUGCUUGUAUAAGUCCAUCUGCUUUACUUAUCAAUGGGAUUGAGGAUAUCACUUCCAAGUGGCAGAUAAAGGGGAAAAGGAACCCAAGGCAGAUGAGUAAAAAACAAGAGGAAAGAAGACUUGCUUACGCCGAAGAAGCCAACAACAAUUAUCUGCCUCAUUGUUCUCUCUCUGAUCAAAAUCCACAUGGUGUUCAUUUCAGCGGUAUGGGAAGAAAUUCUCAACUGUACGACGUGAAGAUCGAGGAAAAAGGCAGCUACAAACCCAGGAACGUCCCGAUGAUUUCCCUUAUGAGUAAACUGGACGGUGAAGCUAUUGUCGGUCAUCCUCUAACCCUUGAAGUGCUUCAAGAUGGAUCGUGUGACCGCAUUUUGUGCAGUCAUAUCAAGUCGCUUGUUGUUCCAAUGGUUGCCGGUGAUGCGAAGCCGAAACCAUCUUGGAAGAAUAAAUCCAAGAAAAAGAAACCACACAUUCCUCCGCACAAAUCAUCAAAGUCAAAGAAAGCUUCGUCCCUAUCCAUAAAGACAAGAUGCCUCUCUGCUCUAAGUGGCAAGAAGCUGACAGUGAGUAGCAAGAAGAAAGUGAUGAUUGAGAAGACGAGAGAGGGGAUUGUGUCUUGCAUCCCUCUGAAAGUAGUCUUCAGUAGGAUAAACGAAGCAGUGAAGGGGUCAGCGAGACAAGUACAUAGAGCAUUGCCAUCUUCUGGCAAUAAUACUACAUGAUGAGAUGAGUUUGGUCCUCCCUGGUUUGAUUUCGCCUCUAUUUCUUGUCUUUUCUUUUUCUUUUAUUGCCUCAGGUUUAAGAUGAAACUAUCCCGGUUUUAGCGAGCUGGAUAGGUUUUACUGUAUAGUACAGAGAUAUCUUAGUCAUUGUGAGACAGAAAGAGAUAAAAGAAUGUGGAAGUGGAUGUGUAUAUGUAAUUAUAUUAGACAUAGCAAUUGGGGGUGGGAGGUGUAAUAUUAAAAGAAACAAAAAAAUAAACUCAGAAUAGGUGGAAGAAGACAUUGUUGCUCAUUUACUCAACUUAACAUUUCAAGGAUUGCUUUAGUCUUUUGCCAGAUAAACUCAGAUUGUUUGUUGUAAUAACUCUUAGAGGUUCUUGUCAAACUCAGAUGGAAAAGAAACUAUUUAUAGCUA